AGAGAAAGAGAAAGAGAAAGAAAAAGAGAAAGAAAUGGACUUUGUUCAGUUUUUCUUCAUCCCUGAGGAAGAGCGAGAGAAAGGGAAAGAGAAAGAGAAAGAUAUGGACUUUGUUCAGGAUUUCUUCAUCCCUGAGAAUAGCACUGCAAUCCUGCACUUAGCGGUGGAGCAUGGAGUAUUUGAACUUGUAGAACAGUGUCUAAAAGUUUUUCCUGAUCUAAUUUGGUAUGCAGACAAACCCCGCAAAAGUGUGCCGUGGCGUCAUGCUCAUUAUACAAGCACAGUCAAAGGAAGUUUGGUGUGGAAUGAUGCCACUCAACAUGCAGACACAGCCACCGCAAGUUCGAAUCCGCCUGAAUAUACAGAGACAACCUCUGGACAUUGGAAGUGGCAUGAAGGUCAAUAUGCAGACACAGCCACCGGCACCGAACGUUUGUUGUUGCAUGUAGCUAUUGAGCAUCGCCGAGUGGAGAUAUUUAAUUACUUGAUUACUUACAUUGGAAAAAAUACUAAGGCGUAUGCCGAUUUAAAAAUUGAAGGGAAUAACAAUUCUCUUCAUUUGGCAGCAAAUUUGGCUCCUACACCUCAACUCCAAUCUGUCCCAGGUCCUGCAUUUCAGAUGCAGCGAGAAUUACAAUGGUUUAAGGCUGUGGAAGAAUUAGUUUAUGAUGAGUUAAAGACGGAAAAGAACUUAGCCGACGAAACACCUCGAGAAUUAUUCUUCAAUGAGCACAAAGAUUUGCUAAAGGAUGCAAAGGAAUGGAUGAAGGAUACAUCAAACUCGUGCAUGGUCGUAGCUACUCUGGUCGCAACAGUUGCAUUUGCUGCUAUGAUCACCGUACCGGGUGGCAACAAUGGCAACACGGGCCUCCCUAUUCUGGCCAGGCAAAAACUUUUCCUGGCAUUUUCCAUAUCAAACGCGUUUUCCAUGAUAUUCUCCGCCAUUUCUCUGCUCAUGUUCCUCUCGAUGCAAACAUCGAGAUAUACAGAAGACGAUUUUCUGGACUUACUUCCCAAGGUUUUGCUGAGAGGUCUAAUUUCCUUGGGUGUCGCUGUAGCCACAAUGAUGAUAUCUUUUGGUACAGCAAUAGGAUUGUCACUUCAGACAAGGCUUAACUGGGCUUACAUUCCCAUCACUGUCGUUGCUUGUUUCCCUGUUAUCAUUUUCACCUGGUUGCAGCUUCCUUUGCUUUUGCAAGCGCUCCUAUUCAAAUCUGGACCUGGCAUUUUUCAGGGACAAUGGGAUCGCAAGUCUUUGCGUCUCAGGAAAAUUGGCUACCGUCUAUUAUUGGCAAAUGACAGGGUUUGACCUCAUUCCACAAUUUGCUGCUAAUUUGUUUACCAUUAUAUAGAUGGCUUUCUCAAGAGUUGUCUGCAUGAGUAUAUUGAAUUUCUUUUACUCUCAAAACUUUAAUUUCACCUUGCGAGUUUCUUGUUUAAGUGUUCAUGUCUUGUAAUAAAAUACCUAUGGUUGGUAUUAAUUAGCUGCACAUAUAAUAAGGAAUAAAGUGUGCUCCAUAUAUUUCUUUUUAA
Messenger RNA from Coffea eugenioides, 1533 nucleotides. Its product is annotated as ankyrin repeat-containing protein NPR4-like. The record is from RefSeq and is a predicted model, not a curated record. Lineage: Eukaryota; Viridiplantae; Streptophyta; Magnoliopsida; Gentianales; Rubiaceae. The transcript has 2 exons. The coding region runs from base 35 to 1309 and encodes 424 amino acids.